Messenger RNA from Panicum virgatum (switchgrass), 969 nucleotides. RefSeq names its product TPD1 protein homolog 1A-like. The record is from RefSeq and is a predicted model, not a curated record. The transcript is spliced from 2 exons. NCBI's taxonomy places the organism in Eukaryota, Viridiplantae, Streptophyta, Magnoliopsida, Poales, Poaceae. Gene Ontology annotation, biological process: cell fate determination. Bases 148 to 624 code for a protein of 158 amino acids.
GCAUACCAACCAAAAGCAGAGCACGAGCAGGAGCAGGUUUCAGACUGGAGAUGCAUCCGCAGCACCCGUUUGGUUGUCUGGACUCUGCAUCUCUCUCUCACACACACACACGUCUCCUACACCCAUUUCCUCUAUAAAUAGAGGGGCAUGGCAUCACGAGCACCGUUCCAUGCCACAAGCAAAUCCAAGAUCGAGAACCCAGCUGAACUGAACAGGAGACCCACCACCAUGGCACAGUCCAAGCUUCUGAUUCUCCUCCCCGCCCUUCUCCUCCUCCUCGUUCCAGUGCAAGGGGCGAGGCCGGUGGCGGCGAGCCCCAAGAAGUGCGCGGCGUCGAGCGUGACGGUGGAGCAGGCCAACACGGGGGAGAAGGCCGGGUACGACCCGGUGUUCGAGGUGGCGGUGCGCAACACCUGCGGCUGCGCCGUCCGCGGCGUGUACCUCCGCUCCGAGGGCUUCGCGAGCUCUGUCGCCGUCGACCCGCGCCUGUUCCGGCGCGAGGGCCGCGACUACCUCGUCGGCGACGGCCGCCGGAUCGAGCCCGCGUCCGCCGUGCGCUUCCGCUACGCCUGGGACCGCGCGUUCCGGAUGACGGCCGCCGCCGUGCAUGACGACUGCUCCUGAUGGACAGCGCGCGAGCUGCUCCACCGAUCGAUCGAUCGAUCUCCGGCCAAAGCGAGCUGAUCAAGUUGGCUGCCAGUCCAAAGGGAUUGCUUCCGGCGGGGCCGUCGGAUUCCAUCCUGCCAGAGCAGAGGAGCCUUCAGCGAGUGAAGUGCGGUAGCCAGUAGCACCUGUAUACCGAGAGCUUUCUUCUUUCUUGGUAUUUGGGAGAUACUUGUCGUCGUUGUCGUGGCAGUGAACUCACUUUAUUAUACUACAGUUUGUUAACUCGCAAAAAGAAAACUUAAUUUUGUGCUUAUUAAGGUGUUCAUCAUUCUAUAAUUAUAAAAGGUCUACUAGUUUGCCGAA